This is a messenger RNA of Fusarium oxysporum Fo47, 693 nucleotides long. RefSeq lists its product as uncharacterized. The transcript has a single exon. NCBI's taxonomy places the organism in Eukaryota, Fungi, Ascomycota, Sordariomycetes, Hypocreales, Nectriaceae. The coding region runs from base 1 to 660 and encodes 219 amino acids. The record is from RefSeq and is a predicted model, not a curated record.
AUGGCAAUUGAUGGUUUGCUGGCAAGCCUGAUUUAUCUCGAUGACACAAGAUCCAGUGCCAAUCAUGUCCCCAACGCAGAAUUACGGGACAUGGCACGUUGGCAAGCCAUUCUUGACUUUCGGAUUGAGGUCGAGCAAUACUGGGAUGCUCUGACCAACAUUACACAGACAGAAGAUCUUCCCGGCCUCGACAGCUUACUUAAAGCAUUCCCUACUCCCGUUCAUCUGUACGAAGUGGCUAUCUUCACCUUUCGCAACACCUUAACGGGCCCAGAGCCUGAUUCUCUAGAGAACAUAUUUGCGAUUUGUAGCUUAUCCUAUGUUGAUUCAAUAUGCUCCCGAAGAACGGGCAAGCCAGUUAUUGACAACAUUUUCCGCGACAUCAAUAUCUGGCGGGACUCAAUUGGUGAUCCUCAGCAUCGUCAAUUGUUCAACGAUCUCAUUCAACGGCUUUGGGGCGGCGGCGGAGAUAUAACAACAUCCCCGUUCCAAACAGAAGAAUCCUUGCGUUCAGCCUCUCAGCCUUUCGGUGAUCCGGGCUACAUAUCACCUCAGAGUGCAACCAUGCAAGACAUCUCAUUGUUCGGCGAUCUUCCCGACCCGUUCUGGAGCGGUCUUUUCGACAUGCCAGGCUCCCUCUUCGGGCCUAAUUACAGAUGACACGCAAUACUGAAGGUUUCCACACCACUGUAU